Messenger RNA from Oryza brachyantha (malo sina), 1007 nucleotides. Its product is annotated as probable E3 ubiquitin-protein ligase XERICO. The record is from RefSeq and is a predicted model, not a curated record. NCBI's taxonomy places the organism in Eukaryota, Viridiplantae, Streptophyta, Magnoliopsida, Poales, Poaceae. Gene Ontology annotation, molecular function: zinc ion binding. The transcript has a single exon. The coding region runs from base 180 to 635 and encodes 151 amino acids.
CUCUCUCUCUCUCUCUCACUCACUGUACGCUCCCUCACAGUUUCGCGUCGGCCGCCUCGGGAGAAUCGGAAAUUGCAACCGGGUUCCUGGGUCUCGCGGAUAAGCGGAGCCCCUCGCGCGCGUGGAUUCGAGGUGUUUUGAGGGGGUUUGGGGCGAAUUUGUUGCCGCCGACGAGGAGGAUGGGGAUCUCGAGCAUGCCAGCGCCCAAGGACAGCCUGGUGCUGUACGUGCUGUACAACGCGGUGGUGUCGUUGGCGGCGUUGGCAGCGGUGGUGCGGGCGGCGCUGGUGUUCUUCGGCCUCCCCGCGCCGCCGUCGCUGACGCUCGGCGAGGACGGGGAGGACGCGGCCGUGUCCGUGUCCGCGGCGGUGGUGGGGCCGAGCCUGGCGGAGACGUUCAGGGCGAGGUUCCGCCCGGCGCGGUUCGGGCGGAGGCGCGCCGCGGCGGACUGCCGCGUCUGCCUGGUGCGGUUCGAGCCGGAGGCGGUGGUUAACCGCCUCCCCUGCGGCCACCUCUUCCACCGCGCCUGCCUCGAGACCUGGCUCGACUACGACCACGCCACCUGCCCGCUCUGCCGCUCCCGCCUCCUCCCCGCCGCCGCCGACCCACGCGCGCCGCUGGCGCCGCGGACUUAGGAGGAAGAGGAGGGAAGAUUCCCCGCCGUUCGAGCGCGCCGCCCGCGCCGGCUACGCGCCACCGUCUCCGGGUGGCCUCCCCGUGUGGGCGUAGGAAGCUAGAGAUCCUUUCUUCUUCUUUUUUUUGCACUUUACCCCCUCACUUUUCUCGUUUUUUUCCGUUUCGUACGGUUCGUGCCAACCAACCGAUGUACCGUGUAAAUACGAGAGAGUGCUCCUACGGGUGUAGCACUUCCGUGAUGAGCUUGUGUAUAAACCUUUUUUUUGGGAAUACCAAAAAAGAUCGCGAGAAAAAAAAUACUUCCUACACUUAUCACAAAUCAAAAUUACAUUACCCUUACUGUGGUUGAUGCAAAGGGAGGAGGAAAAAAA